GCUGGUCACCUAUGUAUCUUCCUUCCCAAGUUUCACUGUGAACUGAACUUUAUUGAGUACUUCUGGGGAGCUACAAAAUGGUAUCUGCACAGUCAUUGCAACUAUACAUUCACUUCACUUCAGAUAAACAUGCCACAAGCUUUGGCAUCAGUUGAUGUUCACACCAUUUGGAAAUGGGAACAUCAGACAAAGUGGUGGAUGGAGGCUUAUAGAACUGGACUGGGAGCAUGGGAUGCACAAUUUCAGGUGCAAGCAUUCAGCUCGAGGUGA
Pisolithus orientalis is the source of this 270-nucleotide messenger RNA. RefSeq lists its product as uncharacterized. Gene Ontology annotation, molecular function: nucleic acid binding. The annotation marks the transcript as partial. Lineage: Eukaryota; Fungi; Basidiomycota; Agaricomycetes; Boletales; Pisolithaceae. The transcript has a single exon. The record is from RefSeq and is a predicted model, not a curated record.